GAGAAGCCUUCUCUGGUACCUUCAAUGCUUGAUUAUCAGUUUGAUCUGUUGCUAUCACAAGCUUCACAUUGCUUAUGGGAGACUGAAGAAGUGGGCAAGAGAAGAAUUUCUGACUUUCUAAUGAGACAAUUUCCUUUAGUCUGUUUAAAAGUAGCUGGAAGUGACUUAAUGAUGGCUGUAGAUGGUUUUAUGAAGAUAAGUAAAGGUGAUAUGACCUUAAAAUCUGUUGUAUUCUCUGAACCUUUGCUCAAGGAAGAUGUAGUUGGAAGAUUUCACAAAAAUAUGUUGGAGAAAAUGGGUUUAGAGAAUGGUGAAGGACACGGAGCUCAUAAACUGAUGUCCAAAGAAGCCAUGAAGGUCUUGCUAAACGCUCCAGUGUUGAUAGAUCUGAACUUGUGGUCACAUUGGGACGUUGUCUUUGCUCCUUCUCUAGGCUCUCUUGUGGGUUGGCUGUUGAACGAGGUAAAUACCAAAGAGUUGUUAUGUUUGGUGACUGCAUGUGGGAAGGUUGUCCGCGUUGAUCAAACAGCAACUGUUGAUUCUUUUCUAAAUGUACUGCUGCAAGGAAAUCCUUUUGAUACGGCUGGCAAACUGUUAUCUCUUUUGGUCUUAUAUGGUGGUGAAAAAAAUGUUCCUUUUUCACUCCUUAAAUGCCACGCACGUCAUGCAUUUGAAGUUUUAAUUGAAAAUUAUGAGGAAACAAAAUCACAGGAUCCCCUCAAGCAUACUAAAUUUCUGCAUAGACAGGUCAUAAGUGAUAAAACUACAUUGACUAUUAACAGCAAGGUACCGAGGAGUGAUAGGGUGGAUAGUGCCAUGUCUUUUGAAUCAAGAUUUUUACUUGAUUGCCUGGGCUAUCUGCCAGUUGAGUUUUACUGUUUUGCUGCAGACAUAUUGCUUGCAGGAUUGCAGCCGUUUGUCAAAGAUGCUCCUUCAGCUAUCUUAAGUGAAUGUGAAUGCGUAGAGCAGCGUAUUAUGCUUCAUCGAGUUGGAAUGUUUCUUGGCAUAAUGGAUUGGGUUGACGAUCAACAGAAGUUGACUUCCAGUUCUGCCUCUAGCUUGUUAAUGUCUUCUGGAUCAUCAUGCUUGGGAGUCACAGAGCUUAGCCUCAGCACAGACUCAACCGUUAUGCAUUUAGUGUCAAACAAAUAUCCUUUGUGUAGAAGUGGAAUUAGCCUCUCUCCGGAUCCGAUUCGGCAAAAUGAAAAUCGAGAAGCCUGCUGCUCUGCUGAUGUUACUGAUGUCCCUCUUGAUAAUUUUGCUGGUUAUUCCAAAAUGCGCUUAUGUGAGCUUGAGUGUUCUGCUGCCAGGGUUAUUUAAUCUAUUCAACGAGAAGAAUUCAAUCUGCAGCCCGAUCAAUCACUAGUUGAAAGUGCAUUUUUGAAGAAGCACAAUGCUCUCUUGGGGAGAGCACUUCAUCGUCUUUCCCAGGAGUUGUAUUCACAGGAUUCACACUUGAUACUUGAGCUGGUGCAGAAUGCUGAUAUAAUACCUACCCUGAGACUGUCGAGCCCAGUUUGGUUUUCAUUCUUCAGGAUAAAGGCAUUAUAGUUCUAAACAAUGAGCGUGGUUUUUCUGCUGAUGACAUCAGAGCACUCUGUGAUGUUGGGAACUCAACUAAGAAAGGAAGUAAUGCUGGAUACAUUGGCAAGAAAGGCAUUGGUUUCAAAUCUGUAUUCCGGGUCACUGAUGCUCCUGAGAUUCAUUCCAAUGGCUUCCAUAUUAAGUUUGAUAUCACUAAUAGCCAGAUAGGUUUUGUUUCGCCAACUGUUGUUCCUCCCUGUGACAUUGACCACUAUUCCAGAUUGGCAUCAUCAGAUUCUGAUUGCAAUCAUUGGAAUACAUGCAUAGUGCUUCCCUUGAGGUCAAGUCUCUUGGAAAGGUCCAGCGGGAAAAAUGUUAUAUCAAUGUUCGCUGAUCUUCAUCCAUCAUUACUGCUUUUUCUUCGCCGUCUUCACUGUAUCAAGUUUCGAAAUAUGCUAAGUGAUUCCAUUAUUGUUAUGAGGAAAGAAGUUGUGGGAAAUGGUAUCAUUAAGGUUUCCUUUGGAGAGAAGAAAAUGACUUGUUUUGUCGUAUCCCAGAAAUUACGGGCUGACACUAUUCGUCCUGGUACAGCAGCAACAGAAAUUUCCAUAGCGUUUACCUUGCAGGAAACACUUGAUGGAAGCUACAACCCACAUCUGGACCAACAACCUGUUUUUUCCUUCCUUCCUUUGAGAAAGUACGGCCUGAAGUUUAUACUUCAAGGUGACUUUGUACUCCCUUCGUCCAGGGAAGGAGUUGAUGGUGAUAGUCCUUGGAACCAGUGGUUGUUGUCAGAAUUCCCUAGCUUGUUUGUUAGUGCUGAGAGGUCAUUUUGUGAUCUACCAUGUUUUAGGAAUAAUCCAGCAAAAGGUGUUACAGCUUUUAUGAGCUUCGUUCCCCUUGUAGGAGAUGUUCAUGGUUUCUUUUCUAGCCUUCCUCGGAUGAUUCUUUCUAGAUUACGCACGUCAAACUGCUUGUUACUAGAUGGUACAGAAAAUGAAUGGGUUGCUCCGUGCAGAGUUUUGAGCAAUUGGACAGAAGAAUCUCGUAAGCUCUUGCCUGAUAGCUUGCUUUCUAAGCAUCUUGGUUUGGGGUUCUUGCAUAAAGAUAUAAUUUUACCAGAUUUGUUAGCCAGGGCCCUAGGGAUUGAGAAGUAUGGACUGAAGGUUCUAUUUCAGGUUAUGACGUCUUUGUGCUCUUCAGAAGAUGGUCUAAAAUCAAUGGGUUUGAGAUGGCUUUGUGCGCGGUUAAAUACUGUAUAUAAUUUGUUGUCAAAGAGUGAAAACUCAGCAGGUUUUCGGACAGAAAGAGAUCUCAUGAAUGACCUCAGGAAAAUUCCAUUUAUUCCCCUUUCGGAUGGUAAGUAUGGAUCACUGGAUGAAGGAGUAAUUUGGUUGCAUCUUGAUUCACUGAGCCCUAAAAUUGAUGAUAAGUGUGCGGCAGAAACUUUUCCAGGACUGUACACUAGUCUUAGAACAGUGAGUUCUGCACUUCUUUCUGCUGCUGCUGCUUUUGGCACAUCACAUUGUGAAUCAUCAAUAUUAGAUAAUGUUGCUUGGAUUUUGUAUAGAGCUGGUGUCCAACCGUUAUCGGCGCAUCAAAUAGUAAAAAAACAUAUUGUACCAUCUCACUACGGAGAGCGAAAUGGACAAAGCCGUAGAGAAAUAAUGACAGAGGAUCUUGCCUUCUUAAUGUUCCACUUGCAAUCGAGUUGCCCCGAUUGCAGAUCAGAGAAGGAGCAAAUUAUCAGAGAAGUGCGUGACAAUGCUUUUUGCCAAUGUGACUCUUGCAUAUGUCGAUGUCCAGAACUUCAUAGCAACAGCUUGUUUUUUGCGUUUCUUCCUCUGAGAAAGUAUGGCCUGAAGUAUAUACUUCAAGGGGAUUUUGUAGUCCCUUCAUCUAGAGAUGAAGUUGCUGGUGAUGGUGCUUGGAACCAGUGGCUGCUGCAGAGUUCCCUGGCUUAUUUGCUUGUACAGAAAGGUCAUUUUGUGAUCUUUCCUGUUUUCAGAAUAAUCCAGCAAAGGGUGUUACAGCAUAUAUGA
This is a messenger RNA of Capsicum annuum, 3566 nucleotides long. Its product is annotated as protein NO VEIN. The transcript has 3 exons. Gene Ontology annotation, biological process: embryo development ending in seed dormancy; leaf vascular tissue pattern formation; root development. Gene Ontology annotation, cellular component: nucleus. NCBI's taxonomy places the organism in Eukaryota, Viridiplantae, Streptophyta, Magnoliopsida, Solanales, Solanaceae. Bases 1908 to 3566 code for a protein of 552 amino acids. The record is from RefSeq and is a predicted model, not a curated record.